UAAACCGCCAAAAUCUAAACCUAAAAAUUACUUUGAUCAAAAUGGACGAAAUUUUAUCAAGAACCGGGUUUGGUUUAUACACAACGCUACUCCUAAGUUUCGGUACAGUUUGCUAUUUGACAAACGCGUUGGCUUACAUGAAUUUGCCGCUCUAUUUGCCAAUGAUAAGCUGCGACGUUCACCUGUCCGAGUCGGCAAUCUCCGUUGCCGAUUUCAGUGUCUACAUAGGAAUGGCAGUGGGCGGAUUUUUUCUCUCCGCUGUGUCGGACGUUGUCGGCCGGAAGACCAUAAUAGCAUCGUCGCUACUUUUGAUAUUUUUCAGCGUACUGAUUGCUUCGUUCGCAUACGGCCCGUUUGGAUUUAUACUAUCAAUGUUACUCUUCGGCACUGGAUUAGAAGCAAAUAUGAAUGUUUUAAAAGUGUGGUUUACUGAAACCAUACCACUAAAGCAUCGAUGUGCUUGCAUUGUAUGUUUAGAUGUGUUUUGGAUUCUUGGAAUAGUCGCAGCUUUAGGAUUUUACUGGUUAACACUGCCAAUUCUUCUGCAGUUUUAUGAAGCAAAUCAACGCUAUCUAAACUGGAGAAUUAGUGUUGUGAUGUCAGUUUUCCUGACAAUUAUUCUCGCGUGUCUUGCAGCUCUGUUCCUUGAAAGUCCAAAAUAUCUCCUGUUUGAGCGGCGCCCCCGCGACGCUUUGGAAGUUAUCCGGGAAAUUUACGCCAUCAACAAGUCGAAACUUUUCACAACAUUUGAGGUUUAUAAUUAUCUAUUCUCAAUUGCGGAUGGCGAGCUACACGGGAAAAUAAUGGAUUUUGGCAUCAGCAGCAAUAGAGACAUACCGAACACGCUCACGUCGAAACGCAUACGAAUUAUUUUCACUCGCAUACACAAAUCGCUUCUCGUCCUCGUCCGCAAGCCAUUUAUACAUAGCACUAUCCUAGCUAUUAUUUUUCGGUUAAUUUUAUCAAUGGGACAUUUACCAAUGCUAUUGUUUUGGUCAAGAUCAUUAAACCUCGAAAACAGUGUUCUAGUCUCUGAUAAAUACCUUAUCUGGCAUUUUGAGCAUCCAGUAUAUCGUGAUUGCGAACACUUUGAAAAAGAACCAGACAUUGAACUAUACCGAGACUUUGCAAUAUUAUGCGGAUGUUCCAUAAUAGGAUCAUUUUUAUUGAUGGCAGUACUCAAGUGUAUGGACCGCAAAGGAAUAAUGAUCAUUUUAGCUUCCACACUAUUCCUCAGCGGAAUCUUCAGCAUCCUUCUGGGUUUAAUUCUGAAUAACUACGUGAUGCGUUUCGCUUUCUCCGGAAUGCUGGCUGUCACCUACAGCAUGGCGUGCUCCUGUCUAGACCUAAUCCUUCUCGAGAUGUUCCCCACCGCCGUCAGGAGUACAGCAAUGGGCGAAACGAUGAUUUUCGCGCGAUUGGCAAACGUCUUCGUCAUUAAGUAUCUGACUGCAUCAAUACAGUGGCUAUUCAUCAGUUUCGGCUGUUUGAUGGAAAUCGGUGCGAUUCUGGCGUUUUUCCUGCCAAAAUUCAGGAAUAAAGUGGUUGCGGAUUAGCGACGAUAAAUUCGCUCGCCAGUUAUUGGCGAGAUCAAAAGAAUGGAAACGACAUUAAUCUGAUGGUGUGUGGCGAAGAGAGAAAAAUAUGAAAUUACGAAAACAAGCACGCUAUCCUCACGUCCGAUUUCUUUAAUUCGUUCCUUUUCGUGUGAUAAUAAAUAAAGCAUUUUAUAUUC
This is a messenger RNA of Dalotia coriaria, 1735 nucleotides long. RefSeq lists its product as uncharacterized. The record is from RefSeq and is a predicted model, not a curated record. Bases 42 to 1556 code for a protein of 504 amino acids. The transcript has 10 exons. Gene Ontology annotation, molecular function: transmembrane transporter activity. Lineage: Eukaryota; Metazoa; Arthropoda; Insecta; Coleoptera; Staphylinidae. Gene Ontology annotation, cellular component: membrane. Gene Ontology annotation, biological process: transmembrane transport.